Messenger RNA from Hippocampus zosterae (dwarf seahorse), 2248 nucleotides. It is a transcript of the gene ecsit, whose product is annotated as ECSIT signaling integrator. The transcript is spliced from 7 exons. The record is from RefSeq and is a predicted model, not a curated record. Gene Ontology annotation, molecular function: protein binding. The coding region runs from base 46 to 1296 and encodes 416 amino acids. NCBI's taxonomy places the organism in Eukaryota, Metazoa, Chordata, Actinopteri, Syngnathiformes, Syngnathidae. Gene Ontology annotation, cellular component: mitochondrion.
GCACGGUGACACUCAUGAAGAGCAACUUGAAGGAGACGUCCGACCAUGAAGUGCACACGCUGCCUGCUCCGGCUGCUUGGCCAGUCCGCCUACCCUGCAGCCCGGCCCACUCGCCCCAGUUCACUACGCAGUCCACAGGAUGAUCAGGCCGUGAGGUGUUUCCGCGGUAACAAAGGUGGCCCCGUGACCGCCGAGUUCAUCGGCGAGGACCGCACCAAGACGCCCGUGGCCACGCGCGACCCCUUCGCCGCGGAGCACAAAACCAAGGCCUCCUUUGCCGAGGCGCUGCAGGCGUUCGCCAAGGCCGAUGUGAGGCGGCGGGGUCACGUGGAGUUCAUCUACGCCGCACUCAAGAAGAUGCCCGAGUUCGGCGUGGAGCGUGACCUGGCCGUCUACAACCAGCUGCUGGACGUCUUCCCCAAGGAGGUGUUUGUGCCCAGGAACUUCAUCCAGCGCAUGUUCAAUCAUUACCCCCGGCAGCAGGAGUGCGCCGUGCAGCUACUGGAACAAAUGGAGAACUACGGUGUCAUGCCCAACGUGGAGACCAAGGUCCUGCUGGUUCAGAUUUUUGGCGCCAAGGCCCACCCAAUGAGGAAGUACCAGCGCAUCAUGUACUGGUUCCCCAAAUUCAAACACGCCAACCCUUUCCCCAUCCCGCAUCACCUGCCCGAAGACCCGGUGGAACUGGCUCGCUUCAGCCUGAAGCGCAUCGCCAACGACCUGGACGCCAAAGUCACCGUUUACCAGAUGCCCUGCACGGAUGCGACGGAGAGCGGCCACCAGAUCAGCCUCCCCCACAUCGUCGGCAUCCAAAGCCCCGACCAGAUGGAGCUCCUCGGGAAGCACGACCCGAGCAGGCCCGUUUUCGUGGAGGGACCUUUCCCCCUCUGGCUGAGGAAGACGUGCGUCCACUACUAUGUUCUCCGAGCCGAACCCGUGCCGCCCGGCGACAAGGUGGAGGAGUCCUUUGACCCAGAGCGGUGUCUAUACUAUCCUCUGCAACUCGACCUUGACUUUGAUCGGGACUUUGGGGACUUGGAGACCUUUGAUGUAGAAGAUUUGGAUGAAGGUCCAGUUUUUGCCAUGUGCAUGACCAGCCAGGGGGACCAGGCCACCCUCAACCAGUGGAUCAGCGGUCUCCAGGAGAGCAACCCCAUCCUGGGUCAGAUCCCCACCGUGUUCCGCUUGCAAGCCGGCACAAGGGAGCUGCGAGCGGAAACCUCGAGAGAGGAGUCCCCGAGGGAGGAGUGCCCGGCGCCCGAGGUCACGGAGGAGGCGAGAAGGCGCAGCAACUGACCGUAGGACGCAUCUCCCCUUCCGUUUUCGAAAAUGCUUGUCCUCACAAGACGUCGCGGGUAAGCUGGCGCCACCCUGGACCGGAAUCGCAAGUUAGGAGUCUUCGAUGAAUCCAACGUGCGUGUUUUGGGGGGGGGGGGACAAAGCCGAGACUUGAACCCUGCACAUCACAUGUCCGGCGUGCGGCCUCAAUAAGGACUAACUCACAUGUGACGAAAGAAGACCAAAUUAUUCCAAAGGUUAAAAAAAAAAAGUUUUAAUUGCAGAAAAAAAAAUGCAUUUGAAAACUGUAAACAAGUCCCAAAUCCACUCUUGAGAGGUUGACCCAAACGGUAAUCAAGUGCGCUGUAAUCAGCAGUGGUCGGCAACAUUCGGCCCGCGGGCCAAAAUGGACCCUAUGCCAAUAAUAUCUGGCCUGCCAGAUGACGUUGACGAGGAAAACUCCCCCCUGAUAAAUUAGCGAUGCAACAUUUGCAGUCUUAAAAGUGCCCGGAUAUUGUGACGAGCCUUUGCGCUCCGCGGGAUUUCCUACACGGGGCACCCAAUCGCCGACUGGCCCGCGAGAUUUUGUUUUUAGGUAGGACAAGCAGGUUUUACCUGAUGAGUCAAGUCAGUUCGGCCAGUGAUCCAACUGUGAAGAAGGGAAAAAAAAAAUUUAAAAAUUGGGCCCGCAGCCACCCUUAGUUGCCGAUCCCUGAUGUGUAUAUGCAUCAAUUGCAUUGUCUCAAAUGAACAACUUCUCGAUGGAACGUCGUCGUCAUCAUGCUGGAGAAGGUUGCUUUUGUCCCGCAGUUCAGUUCCUGUACGUUUCUGCAAAAAAAAAAAAAAAAACAAGCGUGGGGGCGUUAUCAACGAAUGCCUGCACUGAAAAAUUGCUGCAAUUGCCAUGGCAACAUCAGUCAAUGUGGGGAAGGUCUUUAGUGAAACGAGCAAUAAACUGCGCUCCAAAUGA